UCUUUGUUAUCAAGCAAGCGCUUCGACGUGAAAAUGUGUAGAGAUUGUCAUUUUGAUCACGUUAGAAGUACACGACUAAAAGUUUGAUGGUUACCUUUCACAUACUUUGCAAAUUGAGUCUGAGGAAUGUUUUGGACGAUCCAGAUCUGAUUAAAGACUUUGGUGGAAUACAUCCUGAGGAUUUUUAUAUGACUUUCAUUUGUGAUUAACAUUUCUAUACUGUAAUUCACAGUUUCACAUUGGAUUUAUUCUCCGGUAGAAGUCUUAACUGUGAUCUUCAUGAAUGAUGACUUAAAGCUGUUUAGUUUUUACCGGUUGUUUAGCUUCGUAUGUUGGUAUGUAGACAGAACUUCAGAAUGACGAUCUCUCACGGUCUUCUCGUCGUCCUCACCAUCAUUGUUGUGGAAUUAAUUGCAAGCGCUGGCAGUGUAUGUCCAAAGGUCUGUACAUGUAAGAAACGCACUAAAAGCGACGAACGCGGGAAUAAGGAUGUUUCAUGUUCUUCGCAGACAUCGGUUCCAGAUGGGUUGCCAACAAGUACAUAUAAACUUGAUCUGAGUAAUAAUGACAUCACCAUCCUAAAAAGAGGAGAUUUUGAUAGAUUGGGUCAAAUUAGAAAAUUGGACUUGAGCAAUAACCGCAUAUCUAUCAUAGAACCAGAUGCAUUUUUACCACUUGGGAAGUUAAAGAAACUGGAUUUGUCAAAUAACAAUCUCAGGACAAUAAUCAACAGUUCCUUAUUCAAUGGAUUGGACAGUCUGGAAAAACUGAAUCUGUCGUUCAAUUUGAUAUCACGGUUUCCAGAAAAUUGUUUCAACAGCGUUAAUCUUCCAAAGCUGAAAUCACUGGAUUUCCAAUCUCCAUAUGUGCUGUGUGAUUGUAACAUGACAUGGUUGCUAAAAUGGAAGCAAGAAGAAAAUGUGAAGAUCUCCAACACAACAGUCUGUGAAUAUCCUGUGUCCUAUCACAAGGAUGAAGUUGAUUCUCUGAAUAGGAAAGUUUUAAAUUGUAGUACAUUUGUAUGGGGCAAAACUGUUGCUGGUUUUACAGUUCGAGUUCAUUGUCCAUUUGGCAGUGAUGCUGGGCAAAAAUAUGGAUCUCGGAUGUGUGAUUUUAAUGGGAAGUGGCAAGCUGUGGAUACUUCCCAGUGUGUUUAUGUUGAUCGCACUACAAGAUCCUUACAACGCCUCGCACAGCGGCCUUGUGCCAGUACUGAUCAAGCUUUGUUAAUUGCCAGAGAUUUGGAAAUCCAGACAUCAGAUGCUGGAAGUUUCACGGAUAAAGUUAACAUCAUUUUCGUUGCUGAAGCCUUGGAGAAGGUCGUUGAAUAUACGAGUCAAGAGUUGGGACGGAUCAUGAUCAAUAUUGGUAGUAAUAUAAUGGAGGUAAAUGAAAAUGUUUUGAAGGCAGCACAGGUGUCUAAAAAAGCAUGUAGCAGGAUUGUGCUGUCGCUGGAGAGGUUUGCCAGUUCCACAAGUACGCAGUCGCUAGAGCACUCCUCAUCAAAUAUCCUGUUUAAAUCGUUCAACGUGACAACUCCAGGUUUCUGGGGCAUGACAUGUGUUGCUGUCAAGCUGCAGGCUCCAAGGGCCUAUGGUGAAGAUAUUGAAAUGUUAUGUAACACUGCCAAUAAAACUGUUAAGGAAUUUAAUGGCAAGACAAAGAAAGUGGAAGCCGCUAUACAGUUACCUGCUAAUAUAUUCCGUGGACUGUCCGCAGGGAAUGCUGACAUUUCCCAGUCUAAAUACACACUAUACGUCUUCUUUUAUCGUAAUGGUAGAUUAUUCCCAACACAAGGCAACAGUAGCAAUCUGAUUAGUGAUGAGGCUGGUACGAGGUUUGUUGGCAGUUACGUAAUAUCAAGCAAAAUUGCUGGUCACGUGGUAUCCAACUUGAGUGACCCUGUGGUGCUAACAUUUCAUACCAAGCAGGGCAUUGAGCCCAUAGCUGCUUACUGGAAUUUCAGUGCUUUAGGAUCUCAAGGGGCAUGGUCAUCAGAAGGCUGCAGUGUUGUGAAGUCAACGAAGAAUCAAAGUGUUGUGCAUUGCAACCACAUGACAAAUUAUGCAGUACUCUUGGAUGUAUCUGUGAAAGAUGUUGUUGAUUCCAUGUGGUGGAAUGAUGGGUUUCUUCAUCCUGCCAUCUACCUGGGCAGCUUCAUCUGCUUUCUUCUCGUCCUUUUCAAUCUCAUCACCUACAUCAUCUUCUGCAGCAAGAUCCGAAUGAAGAAGCGAUGUCUGCACGCUGUCAUCAACAUCUCACUCGGGAUCCUCCUCCUCCUAAUCUUCUUUGCUGGCGGUAUCAACCGCAGUGCCACGCCCCUUGUCUGUCAGAUUGUUGGAAUCGGACUGCACUAUACCACCAUCGGCACUCUGCUCUGGAUUGGUAUAUCGAUCAGAAACAUUAUGAAAUCACUCAGUAGAAAGCGUAGAAUGGUAACACUGGGGGAAAAUCCCCUCCCACCUAGGCCCAUCAUUAGAUUCUACUUCAUAGGCUGGGGAAUCCCCAUUAUUGUGGUUGGCAUUACGGCUGCAGUCAAUUUAGAGAACUAUGGCGGACCAGAUGUUUGUUGGCUCAAAUUCAAGGUCAGCUUACUGGCGUUCUCUUUCGUAGUUGUAUUCAUUCUUCUUGUUCAGUUUGUCUUUAUCAUUAUGGCGUCUCUCCGGAUACAGCGCUUGCCAUCGUCGCAUAAAUAUGACGCACGUAUCCCUUCUCUGCAUUUCACACCUGAUCAGACACAAAUCACAACAACAUCUGAGCAGAUCUCGCAAACUAAAGACAGUGUGCGCACUGUAGAAACAGAGCAACCAUUUCUCAACGACUCUGAAUCUAUUGCAACGCACCACACAACAGCCGCGUCUGUCAUAUCAAGCGUUUUGGAUCACGAACACUCAUAUCAAAAACAAUUACGAGGGAUGGUCCUGCUGCUGUUUUUGUACAUUUUGACUUGGGUAUCUGGCGCCCUUGCAAUAAGCCAGAAAGGGUUUUUCUAUUCUAUUUUUAGCUAUGUAAAUGGACUAAUGGUGAUCAUACUUGGUCUGUAUAUAAUAAUUUUCUUCUGUUUUAUGCGCAAUGACGUUAAGUAUUGUUGGAAAGUUGCAUUUGGAUGUCAAAAGCGGCGGGCCUUCGAUCCACAAAUGGCCAUGUUGUCGUCUGUGACUGCCAAUGGAAAUGCUAAUGGUGUUUGUCGCAGGCAGUCCACAAGUAGUUUGGACUCAACUUUUACAAACCGUUCAAGUAACACAAAUAAUCCAUCUUUUAAGUCGGGAUCACGAAGGACCACGUCAAAGUGUAAUUAUGUCCCGGCACAUACAAUAACAGAUAUGUCAUUGCAAGAAGACAAUAGUGUGCGAGAGACGCCAAUCCUCACAGGUCCAGAUAUGCGUAGUAACGGCCAAUUGUACAAUAGGUACCAACUUCAUCAGAAACGUUCAAGGCCGAAACAUUACAAAUAUGCACGGUAUUCACAACUUUCACGUGAUUCAUCAGAUAAUGCACAUGAUCAUGCACAACAACAGCAGCAGAUCGUGUGGGGUGGAUUCCAUGACAGCCUUUCCAGUGCACCAGAGAGUCGCAUGUCAGCAUUGGAAGAGAGUCGUGAUGAGAUGGAAGCAAGAGCCAACUACACAACUGGUGAUGCCAGCACUUUAGAAAGAUCUGGUCAUGCUUUCAUGCUUCCUCAAGCAUAUGCUAGACAUAAUGGUCACUCUUCCUUGCCAAAAAUGAUCCAUUCUAACUCGGACCUUUCGCAUGUUAGACGCAAGUCCCCACUUGGGCCAGAGGAAGGACACGUUAAGAGGCAGUCCUCUAGAGAUGAUUUUAAAAAGGCGGCAGUGCAGAGAAAUACAUCAAGAGAAAGUCUUGGACAACGGAGCUCCAAGGCUACAACACCAGAUGUCGGCACAUCUGGAUAUGGCAUCAGUAGUUACAGUUCUAAUGCCACCGUGCAGGAGAUGCAUCCUCUUUCUAAGCAUCUUGUUGAAACAGAUGAUCAUAAAUUAGGUGGAAACAUUGUCGAAACUGAACCUGCAAAAGAGAAGACGGGUGAAGAAGUAUUUAUGAUCACAAAAGAAGUGAAUGGCUUUAGCUUGAAAAGUAAUGGACACACAAAUAAAGAAACAAGUGUUUAAUGGACACUCUAAUAAAGUGAAAUGCAUACACAUGUCAAGAAAUCAAGCAUAUACUUGACACAUAAAUAUAUUUUUAAGCAUGUAUGGGAUACAAAAUUCCAAGAAAACAAGCAUGUAAUGGACACACAAAUACAGAAACAAGCAUUUAAUGGACACACAAAUACAGAAACAAGCAUUUAAUGGACACACAUACAGAAACAAGCUUGUAAUAGGCACAAAUGAAGAAACAAGUAUUUAAUGGACACACAAAUUCAGAAACAAGCAUGUAAUAGACACAUAAAUACAGAAACAAGCAUGUAAUGGACACACAAAUACAGAAACAAGCAUUUAAUGGGACACACAAAUACAGAAACAAGCUUGUAAUGUACACACAAAUACAGAAACAAGCAUUUAAUGGGACACACAAAUACAGAAACAAGCUUGUAAUGGACACAACAGUGAAGAAACAAGCAUGUAAUGGACACAAAUAGAAGAAAACAAGCAUAUAAUAGACACACAAUUGAAGAAAACAAGCAUGUAAUGAACACACAAAUACAGAAACAAGCAUGUAAUGGACACACAAAUACAGAAACAAGCUUGUAAUAGACACACAAAUGAAGAAACAGGCAUGUAAUCGACACACAAUAGAAGAAAACAAGUAUGUAUGGACACACAAAUGAAGAAACAAAUAUAUAACGACCUCAUAAAUACAGAAACAAGCUUGUUAUGGGCACACAAAUAUAGAAACAAGCAUGUAAUGAACACAUAUACAGAAACAAGCAUGUCAAGUGUGUAAUGGACACAGUUAUUAAGUAAAAAGCAUGUAAUGCAGUGGCGGAUCCAGGAAUUUUAAAUUGAGUGCCCCCCUCCCCCCAAGGAAGACCUUUCACAGACUGAGGGUCUAGAUCACUUUAGCCUUACCAUGGUUGGGGCUGAGGUAAGAAAAUGUAUGAUUAUGGUACCUCUUGAAGGCUGGAAUUGGCACUCUCAGAGUUAAAAUAUAGAAUUUAUAAAUUCACUUUUUCUCUCCAUUUUUUUGUUUCGAAGAGUUAGUGGGGCCUUGAGCCGGCCGGGCUCCUGCUUGCAUCCAUCACUGUAAUAGGCACAAGUACAGAAACAAGCGUGUCAUGGGCACAGGGUAACAAAUAUCUAAUAGACAACCAUAUAUGGAAACAACUGUGUCAUGAACACACAAAUGCAUUAAAGAAACAAGCAUGUUAAGAAACAUUUGUAACAGGCCAACCAAAAAAAAAAUAAAAUCAAGACAGCUUUUUACUCCCAUAACUAUGUACUGUACUUGACCAAACUAAGUAUUUUUGCUUUACGUAUUCCAUUACUUUUUGUACCUAUUAAGUCUGAACAUAGUGAAUAUGUAUAUACUCACAAUAUUGUUAAAGAAAAAAUAGUGAAAUAUAUGUAUGUAUAUUGGUAAUACAUGAAAUAAUGAUCUUGUUUUUUAAUUUGUUUAAAUGGAUAUGUGACGAUGUUGCAUACAAGUGCAAUGAUGGUUAGGGAAUUUACCCCCGAUUUCUCUGGGAAAUUUCAAAUUUGUUCAAAUAAUAGAAUUUGAUAGGGCAUCACCACAUUCUUCGGCACAAUCUCAAAGCCAAACCUUGAUACAAUAUUUAAGUGCGGAAACUUAAAUAUGCUAUUUGAUUGCAUUUAUAUAAUAUUUAGAAGAAAAAGUAACAUAACUUUAUAUUAAUUUGUAAUCAUUUUGUUUAUACAAGGUAAUAUGAAAUAUCUUGUACCAUCAAUGAAAGAAGCUGAAAUAGUUAAGUUUAAACUACUUUCACUUUUGAUGUAACAUUAGAAGUGUUGAAGGUUUUCCUUGGUUCCUGUUUUUAAAAAGAAUUUGCAUGCCAUUUCGAGGUGUGGUCUUAGGAGAGAGUAUCCACUUUGAUAUAAUCAUUUUAUUACAAGGUAAUAUGAAAUAUCUUGUACCAUCAAUGAAAGAGGCUGAAAUAGUGAAGUUUAAACUUCUUUAACUUUUGAUAUUAGAAGUGUUGAAGGUUUUCUUUGUUCCCAGUUUUGAAAAAAGAAUCUGCAUGCCGUUUCUAGGUGUGGUCUUAGGAGAGAAUAUCCACUUUGAUAUGUUAUUGCUUUCAUCAAAAUCUAUUUAUACUGUAUAAUGAAGUGCUUUGUAAAUCCCCAAGUUAUGUGUUAUGCACAUCUACAACUAGAAUAUCACUUGCUAGAUGACUUCUAAACUGUACUCAAUUUAUACAGCUAGAAACGUAUUUGAACGUUUUGUAUGAUGUUUAUUUAUAAUGGAAACUCAAAUAUUGUAAACCAUUUGUAAUGUUAUAACAAUAGCAGAAGUUAUGUGAACUCAUUCAAGAUGUUGACUACCUACCGUAAAACCUUGAAUUAAAGCACAAAGGGCUUAAUCUCCAAAAUUAAAAUUAGCCUCCAAAAGAAUCUCCAAAGUUUGCAUAAAAAAAGAAGCCCAGGGCUUCAAUUCAAAGUUUUACAAUAUGUUGUUACAUAUUUCAUUUUAAGAAAGUUAUUAAAUAAAUAUUUUGAGAAAAAUAUAUUUUCCCAUUGAAAUUCAAAUACAAGUCCUCUUCCAUUAAGUCUUUUACUACCUUACAAUUAGAAAACAUACAAAAUGGAUCUGUCUUGGUGUUUUGCAAUCAAGAGUAAACAAUGUAUUUGAUUAAUUAUUUUAUUUUUAAUGAGUUGCUUGUCAAAAGCUACUCUUGUAUAAAAAUAUUCAAGGGGUUUUACAAUAUAGGUCUCCCUCCAAUUGGCUUCCAUGUUCUUCAGCAACAUUGGUCUCAAAUUAGAAUAAUAAAGAUUUUUUAUUAAUAUAAGACCACAGAAAAGUGGUCUUUAAUUAGAGGGAGACCUGUUUACAAGAGUGAUUUUAUGUCCUGUAUUCAAGUGCAAACUACAAAUACUGACAGACAUGGCCAGCACACAUUUUCUUUCACUGCCUCUUCCCUUUGGUUAAUUUUGAAAACAUAUAUAUACAACAAACUCUAAAGGCAAUUUAAGUUUUUGAUUAUUAUGAUUAUUAUUAUUAUUAUUGUUAUGAUGGACCACCUGUUGGGGGAAAAUGUGGCUCCACCCCUGCCUCUAUUGCUCUGAUCUCUUGUCUAUUGCCUAGGCAUGCUGUUUUUUUUAUUAUUACAAUAUUAUGAAGUGUAUCCACAGUGAUGUAUCUUUGGCAACACCCCCACUAGAACAUUAUUGAGCAAAAAAUUACUCUGAAGUAUUUACAAAACAUUUUUGCUGGCUGGCUCCCCUUACUUGAUCCAGCUUCCCCCACCCCAGCUUCCCCUUGUCAAAUAUUCCUGGACAAGCCACUGUUAUUGAGCAAACUGAUUUAAUGAUUAACAAUUUCUGGUGCAUUUACCAGCACUAAUUAUUAAUAAUAAUUAGUAUUAAUUAUGAGGUACUUAAUUUCUUCAGUUUUGUUUUGAACAAUGUUUUGUUGUGUAUACCUUUAAUAUCCAUGAGUCAGUAUGGUCACACAUAUAUGUUUUAAAUAUAUUUUGCUAGACUCUCAUUUGCGAUUUUGCACAUUGUACAUAAAUUUAAUUAUGUAUGGUAGUGAAAAGUUUUAAUAAUCCAUAUAUGGACAUUUGUAACCUUUUUAAAUAAUUGUUAUGUAUUCAGAACUUAAGUAAAUUAUUAAAGCUAUAUAUACAUAUCUAUAUAUACAUGUAUAUUGUGUAAGUUGUACAGAUUCUUUAGUAGUGUAAAAUAGUAAGCCAGAUCCCAUCGCCUUGUUUAUACUUUGCAUGAACUAUGACCUGCAUAGAAAUACAGUAUUAGUAGUUAAACUUAUUGUUGGUUUUUAAAAAAAGUAUUUAUUACAUAUUUGAAUUUUCUGUUUUUUUACCUGGCAGGUUUUUCUUUGGUUGCUGGAGGAUUGAUUCCAUAUUAAAACUUAGAAAAAAUUCUAA
This is a messenger RNA of Anneissia japonica, 8023 nucleotides long. RefSeq names its product adhesion G protein-coupled receptor A3-like. The record is from RefSeq and is a predicted model, not a curated record. Gene Ontology annotation, molecular function: G protein-coupled receptor activity; protein binding. The transcript has 18 exons. NCBI's taxonomy places the organism in Eukaryota, Metazoa, Echinodermata, Crinoidea, Comatulida, Comatulidae. Gene Ontology annotation, cellular component: plasma membrane. Gene Ontology annotation, biological process: cell surface receptor signaling pathway; G protein-coupled receptor signaling pathway. Bases 330 to 4130 code for a protein of 1266 amino acids.